GGAAUUAUUUUAAAGAGAAAUAAUAUAGUUGGUCAAAUCUGAUGUUGUGGAGUUAAUAUUAAAAACCUUAAAACCUAGAAAUCUGCUUAUAAACCACAAAAAAAACUACGACAGUUCUUCCCUAACGUAGCCAUCGUCGUUUUCAGCGGUAGCAUUAGUUUUACAUUACAAAUCAAUAUUGACAUGGAUUUUAGAAAAAGUAUGAGUGGCAUCUCCCUGAAUACAACCUGUGUCCGCCCCUGGUUGGAACUUGAAAGACAAUAUAAUAAAAGGUAGUGUAGUUCAUAUUCUAAAGCUAAGAACUUAGAAUCUGCUUCUAAACAAAACAAAAAUAAAUAAAACGACGACAGUUUUUCCUUAAUGUAGCUAUCGUGGACUUGAUCAAACCAGAAAAUUUCAAUCUCCCUUUAUAAAACCACAGUUCUUACUUCUCUUUAAACUAGACAAAAAAAAAGAGAAGUUACCUAAACCGUCUUGUGAGAUAUAUUAUAUAUAUAACUAAGAAAUAAAAUCGUCUUGUGAGAUAUCUAUAUACAUCUUCAUAUCAUGGAAAUUAACACCGAAGCAAACCAUCAAGAAUCAUCGGAGUGGUUCGUAAAAUACCUAAACCAUCAAGGCGACUGGUUAGAAAAAACAAGAGGCAACCUGAUGGUUGCAGCAACGGUUAUAGCCGGUAUGAGUUUUCAAAUUAUAGUUAAUCCUCCAGGUGGUGUUUGGCAAAGUGAUAAUUGCCCCUCUGGAAAUCAAACUAGUGUCGUACCGGUUUGUAAGGCGAAAGCAGGAACCUCGGUACUGGAGUAUAGUUCAAAGCGGGUGCUAUAUCUUGGAAUGAUUAUUAGUAGUACGGUAUCCUUCUCUGCCUCUAUGAGUCUACUUCUUCUCAUCAUCAGCGGUUUACGACUGAGGAACCGGAUGGUAAUGGGAAUUCUGGUAACGUUCAUGAUAGCUGCAGUUCUUUGUAUCUCGGCAGCAUUCUUCUUUGCAAUGGCUUUGGUUCAAUCCGACGAUCAAAUAAUUGUUUAUGUACUAACGAUUUAUUUGGGAUUUUGGAUCGUGUUUCCUAUAUUAAUACUCAUAAUCCAACUCGUCCGAUUUAUAUGUUGGAUUAUUUGUUUUAUAUGUUGUUGUUGUUGUCGCCCUCGUCGACGACGAUCUGCUUGACGGUUAUUACCAUUGACUCGAACUCCAGUCCAUUAAAGAAGGAAGAAAUCGUUGGCUCGAACUCCAACCCACAUAGAAAAUGAGACUGACGAACACUAGGAAAAGAAUCUCUCAUGUUCAUUAUUGUAAGUUUAAAUGUUCCUUGUAUGGUGUUUAUAUUGUUUAAUAACUGCAUUCGUCUGGUUAAUAAAUAUCGUAUGUGUAUCAUGAAAAAAUCUCUUGUAAAUUGUUGCUCUUUAUUUAAUAACAAAAAUUAGAUUUUG
Molecule: messenger RNA, 1424 nt
Organism: Raphanus sativus (radish)
Lineage: Eukaryota; Viridiplantae; Streptophyta; Magnoliopsida; Brassicales; Brassicaceae
Exons: 2
Coding region: 547-1161 (204 amino acids)
Source: RefSeq, a predicted model, not a curated record